AUCCAGCUGUGGGACACAGCAGGCCAGGAGCGCUUCAGGAAGAGCAUGGUGCAGCACUACUACAGGAAUGUGCAUGCUGUGGUGUUCGUGUACGACGUGACAAACAUUGCCAGCUUUCACAGCCUGCCCUUGUGGAUAGAGGAGUGCAAGCAGCACCACCUUGCCAGCGACAUUCCACGGAUUCUGGUUGGAAACAAAUGCGACCUGAGAAGUGCUGUUCAGGUGCCCACGGACCUGGCGCAGAAGUUUGCUGACACUCACAGUAUGCCCUUAUUUGAAACCUCUGCCAAGAACCCCAAUGACAACGACCACGUGGAGGCAAUAUUUAUGACACUGGCUCACAAGCUGAAAAGUCACAAGCCACUAAUGCUUAGUCAACCUCCAGAUUGCGAUGAGAUGCUUACAAAGCCUGAACCAAAACCUGCCACGUCCUGCUGGUGUUAG
Acanthisitta chloris (rifleman) is the source of this 444-nucleotide messenger RNA. RefSeq names its product RAB33B, member RAS oncogene family (gene RAB33B). The annotation marks the transcript as partial. The transcript has a single exon. Gene Ontology annotation, molecular function: GTPase activity; GTP binding. The record is from RefSeq and is a predicted model, not a curated record. Lineage: Eukaryota; Metazoa; Chordata; Aves; Passeriformes; Acanthisittidae. Gene Ontology annotation, cellular component: endosome; Golgi apparatus.